ACCGAUAUAAACAAUCGGGUUUUCCCAACGGCAGAUCGUGCUGCCCGUACAGUGAUAUAAACAAACAAUGAUCGAAUUCAAAAAAGUGUUUCUAGUCGUGUAAAUUGUGAUAUUGUGUUAAAAUGUUUAGUGUAUAUAUAUUUAUUGUGGCGAUAUCAUCAGCAUUGACUGCGGUCGUCGAUGAUACACCAAACUUAUGCAGCAUGGGAGAGUUCAGAUGCAACGAUGGCGCUUGCAUCAGCAUGGAUCUGCUCUGCGACGGGAGAUCGGAUUGUGCGGACCAAUCUGAUGAAGACUCGUGUUGGCUCUCGCAGUCAUCACUUGGAGGCAAAGGAUUACUCAGUAGAACUAGGCGCCAAACUACAUGUAGGCGAAACCAAUGGCAGUGUCGUGAUGGGUCAUGUAUAGGCUUUGACGGUAAAUGUGAUGGCGUGGUGGACUGUUCAGAUGCUAGCGACGAGACAUUCCCUCUCUGCAGGAAAAUGCCUUGUCAAAGCAACUGGUUCAGGUGUACAUAUGGCGCAUGCGUGGAUGGGACCGCUCCUUGUAAUGGUAUCCAGGAAUGUGCAGAUAAUUCGGAUGAACUCCUCCCGAGGUGCCGGAACGAGACCGAAGAAGUGCGGGGCCAAUUUCGUUGCGACAGUGGUCAGUUGAUCUCUGCAGCAGAUCAUUGCGACGGUAAAGUGGACUGUAGCGACGGGUCAGAUGAGACUGUGAAGACUUGCGCUGGGAAAAAGUGUCCGGGGUAUCUGUUCCAGUGUGCGUACGGUGCUUGUGUGGACCAGGGCAGUGAUUGUGAUGGGAUAAAGGAGUGCGCGGAUGGUUCCGACGAAUCUGACGAGCUCUGUAACAGAAUAUCCACAGUUACAACGACUUCAACAACUCGUCCUCAAUUGGGAGGAAAAUGUGUGCUGCCACCUCAUCCCACCAACGGCGUGUACACAGUGAUAGGAGCGCCAAAUGCAAAGCCAGGACAGACGUACUCCGUGGUGUACCUGAACGUGUCAUGUGCCGCGGGGUUCGGGUUGAAGAGCGGGAAGGGAUCGCUAUUCUGCGUGGAUGGUGCCUGGUCGGAUGAUAUGCCUGAGUGCGUGCGUUUCUGCCGACUGAACCCUCACGAAAGCGUUGAAUACCGCUGCGUCAUUUCCGGUGGAAACUCCGUGGAAGGUACCCGGGAGUGCAGCAAAUAUGAGCCGACCGGUACCAUGGUCCGUCCACAGUGCCGACAACCCAACUACUAUUACCCUGGCGUGCUCUCCGUGAUGAGAUGCAUCGACGGAAACUGGGAUAGCAUCGCCAUUUGCUCUCCAGAAUGUGGUCGAGUGACUCCUGAAGGGGAGCAACUCGUGAUCGGGGGCUGGGCAGCCAAGCGUGGUGAGCUGCCAUGGCACACCGGCAUCUACAGCAAGAAGACAUCGCCUUUCAAACAGAUCUGUGGAGGCUCGCUUGUCAGCACCAACGUGGUCAUAUCCGCCGCGCAUUGCUUCUGGGACGACCUCAGCAAGCAACAGCCGCCACAGAACUACGCAAUCGCCGUCGGCAAACUGUACCGACCCUUCAACAACCAGAAAGAUGUGGGCUCACAACAUUCUGAUGUGAAAGAUAUCAAGAUACCGCCCCGGUUCCAGGGCGCUGCCGCCAACUUCCAGGAGGACAUUGCUGUAGUGAUCCUGGUCACCAUUAUCCAAUACAAAACAUUUAUACGACCUGUCUGUCUCAGCUUUGACUACAACUUCGAUAAGAGACAGCUCAGCGUAGGGAAAAUGGGGAAGGUUGCAGGGUGGGGUCUGACCGGAGAGAACGGGGUGGCGUCGCCAACGUUGAAGGUCGUGGAACUGCCCUACGUAGACCUGAACCUGUGCAUCAGCUCCUCGCCGCCAGGCUUCCGGGAGUACAUCAACAGCGACAAGUUCUGCGCUGGCUUCACUAAUGGUACCACCCUGUGUAAGGGCGACAGCGGCGGAGGGCUCGCGUUCCCAGACUGGGAGAUGGGCGUAGAGAGGUUCUACCUGCGGGGCGUAGUCUCAACAGCUCCUACCAACGAGGACCUGUGCAACGCACAUACUUACGUCACCUUCACACAGAUUGCCAAACACGAGCAUUUCAUUAAGGAGUUCUUAUAAUAAAAAUAUUUUUUUAAA
Molecule: messenger RNA, 2141 nt
Organism: Leptidea sinapis
Lineage: Eukaryota; Metazoa; Arthropoda; Insecta; Lepidoptera; Pieridae
Product: modular serine protease-like
Exons: 15
Coding region: 123-2123 (666 amino acids)
Biological process (GO): proteolysis
Molecular function (GO): protein binding; serine-type endopeptidase activity
Source: RefSeq, a predicted model, not a curated record